AUGGCUUCAUUAUCUUUUACAUUACUGCCUGAAGCGCUUAUGCAGCUUCGUGAUGUUUUGAUUUGUCUAUCUAAAUUCAAUGAAACUGUCUCAAUCGAAGCAGAGCCUGACUGCCUACGCCUGUCAACAUUGAACGUUACCAAAUCUGGUUACGCAUCAUAUAGAUUAGAUGCACCGUCCUUCUUUUCACAAUACUCAUAUAAUACGCCAUUGAAUAAGGACAAAAAUGGAAAGGAUAAGAUUUCUUGUCAAAUAUAUAUCAAAGCACUAUUAUCUGUGUUCAAGGGACGGGCUGGCGAUUUCAAGGACAAAGAUACUGCAAUUGAAAAGUGUGAAGCCCAGUUAUUCGACAGCCCAGAGGAAACAGAAUGUCGUUUUGUGGUACAGAUGAUUUGCAAGCAUGGUGUUUUGAGGACCUACAAGCUCAUCUAUGAGCCAGCUGAUGUUCAGCAUGCAAUUUUCGCUAGAUCAGAUUCCCAAAAUCAGUGGAGUGUGGAUUCCAGAUUCUUGCGUGAAAUACUUGAACAUUUUGGCCGUGGCGCAGAGCAUUUAGACGUAUAUUGUGAAGAUGGCCGGGCAGUGUUCACUAGCUAUACAGAGAAGGUUAUAGCAGGGACAGAAAUACUGAAACAGCCAGUUCAUACAUCCGUGGCAAUCGAGACACGAGACUUUGUCCAUUUUAGCGUCGAAGAAGGACUACAUGUUGCUAUCAACUUAAGAGAUUUUAGGGCUGUUAUUCUUCAUGCAGAUACGCUCAAGGUCCCCAUCACCGCUCGGUAUACACGGCCGUGUCGACCUCUACAAUUCUCCUAUGGUAUACCUGAGAUGACUUGUGAAAUCACGCUGAUGACGCGUGGGGAAGGCAUUGAUGAAACGGAGUCGGUUCCAUCGCAGAGUAAUGGGGUGCGGGAGGUUCCAGCACGACCUGCGCAACAAGUUGCAGUGAGUGUGAGUGCUGGGGGAGAUGGAGUUGCCAGGGAACAGCAGCAGCCGACGCAGGUACAUGCGCAGGUACAACCCGAACCACAAAUAUCGAUGCUGCCACCAGCCUCUCACGGGCAAGGUACGAAGCAGAUCACAUCCCUUGCUCCUGUCGCGCCAAUAGAUCAUGAGAGCUUGUUUGUUGCAGCAGACGAUGAUCGCCAGUGGGAUGAGCCUCAGUACGAGGAGGAAGAGAGGGAGGAUAUGCUUCGAUGGGACUCAAACCUGGACCAGGUAAAGACCUUUCUCAUGCCCAUAGAUUACUUGAUAUUGAUGAAAUCGUUGGUAAUAGGAGGCCUUGCGGCAGAAUAUCGGAGGCACUAUCCAAGACAGCGUAUCUAA
Molecule: messenger RNA, 1323 nt
Organism: Trichophyton verrucosum HKI 0517
Lineage: Eukaryota; Fungi; Ascomycota; Eurotiomycetes; Onygenales; Arthrodermataceae
Exons: 5
Coding region: 1-1323 (440 amino acids)
Biological process (GO): cellular response to ionizing radiation; mitotic intra-S DNA damage checkpoint signaling; DNA replication checkpoint signaling
Cellular component (GO): checkpoint clamp complex
Source: RefSeq, a predicted model, not a curated record